This is a messenger RNA of Closterium sp. NIES-65, 6129 nucleotides long. The record is from the annotation of a GenBank genome assembly. Lineage: Eukaryota; Viridiplantae; Streptophyta; Zygnematophyceae; Desmidiales; Closteriaceae.
AUGGGUGUAGUGGAGCAGAGGCUUGUAUCAGGAGCGUACUAUUCUGACUAUAUGGCGUAUGCCCCUGGGGGAGGGACAGCCCCUGGGGGAAAUGGGGGGGGUGGAGGCGGAACUGGGAUGGCAGCAGGAGGGGGGAAUGGGGGGGCAGGAGUGGGAGGAGGAGGAGGAGCAGCAGGAGUGGGAGGAGCAGGAGGAGUAGGAGGAGCAGGAGCAGUGGGGUUAGGCGGAAAGGGACAGGAUGUAGGGAAAGAGGGAAAUGCCGCCCAGGCAGCAAAGGGUAGCAACGGAACAGAAGGGAUCAGCAGCAAUGGAACCAUUUCUAUAUGUUUUCUCACACAGAACCCCUCCCACGCCCCUCCUAUCAUCAACUCCCUAGAGAUUCUACCCGUUGACUCAGAAGCUUACGACUCUGCCACCCUCGGCCCAGAUAUUAUCCUCUCGUCUUAUCUCCGGAUCAACAUGGGCGGCGGGCAGGUUGGGCCCGAGCCUCAGGACCCGGGGUUCCGAACCUGGAUUGCGGAUGUGGUUUGGGAGAAGGAGAUGGCUCGGCUCGGGGGAGAUCCCUUUGCAAACCACAGCCACCUCAACAGCAUGGUUCAACAACAGGAGUACGAGCAUGGAGGGCAGCACGGAGAGCAGCACAUGCAGCACAUGCAGCACAGGCGAGUGCUCACAGGAUUAGAUCCCCAAGGCACAGCCGGAGCAGCAGGGGCAGCAGGGGCAGCAGGGGCAGCAGGGGUAACCGGAGCAACAGGAGCAGCAGGAGCAGCAGGAGCAGCAGGAGCAGCAGGCACACUUCCUCCUCCUCCUCCUCCUCCUUCCCCAGGAGCGCAAAUCACGGGGUUCCGGAUGGCUCUGAUACCAGCGCACGUGUCGAACCUCUGGUACAUGCGCUUCUACUUUGCCGAGAUGAACUUGACUGCCAAGGUGGGCGACCGGCGGUUUGACAUCCUGCUGGGGAGCGGCCGUCGGGUGGUGGCUCUGGGGAAUAGAGUCGGACUGCUGGACGGGCGAGGUGAGAAGGGUAGUGGGAGUGCUGGUGCUGGUGCUGGUGCUGGUGCUGGUGCUGCUGGUGGUGCGGCUAACUCGGCAGCAGAAGCAGCAUUAGGAUCGUCAUCGUCAGCAGCAGCGGCAGCAGCGGAAGCAUCGUCGGAUUUCGACAUUCUCUCGCACGUGCCGCCCCGCACGGCCCUCAUCGUCCCCCUCCUCUUCAACUUCUCCCGCUUCUCCCACGGCCGUUCAGAGGACCUCGAGGUAGGUGUGCGCACAGCAGCCAAUAGCACGCUGCCAGCUGUCCUGAGUGCUGUGGAGCUCUUCGAAGUGGUGCCGGUGUCCUUGGAGAAAGAGGAGGGAGAGGAGGGAGGAGAGGAGGUGAAUGUGGUACAAGGUGGAGGAGGGGGGACUGCAGCAGCAGCAGCAGCAGUGAGUGCAGCAGAAGCAUCGCCACCGGUCGGAAUAAGCAAUGGUGAGUACAGUGCCAGUGGAGUGGGAGGAACGACUUUUGACGUGCCUCGCUUCCUUGAAGGAACGACUUUUGACGUGCCUCGCUUCCUUGAAGGAACGACUUUUGACGUGCCUCGCUUCCUUGAAGGAACGACUUUUGACGUGCCUCGUUUCCUUGAAGGAACGACUUGUGACGUGCCUCGUUUCCUUGAAGGAACGACUUGUGACGUGCCUCGCUUCCUUGAAAGAACGACUUUUGACGUGCCUCGCUUCCUUGAAGGAACGACUUUUGACGUGCCUCGCUUCCUUGAAGGAACGACUUUUGACGUGCCUCGCUUCCUUGAAGGAACGACUUUUGACGUGCCUCGCUUCCUUGAAGGAACGACUUUUGACGUGCCUCGCUUCCUUGAAGGAACGACUUUUGACGUGCCUCGCUUCCUUGAAAGAACGACUUUUGAGGUGCCUCGCUUCCUUGAAGGAACGACUUUUGACGUGCCUCGCUUCCUUGAAGGAACGACUUUUGACGUGCCUCGCUUCCUUGAAGGAACGACUUUUGACGUGCCUCGCUUCCUUGAAGGAACGACUUUUGAGGUGCCUCGCUUCCUUGAAGGAACGACUUUUGACGUGCCUCGCUUCCUUGAAGGAACGACUUUUGACGUGCCUCGCUUCCUUGAAGGAACGACUUUUGACGUGCCUCGCUUCCUUGAAGGAACGACUUUUGAGGUGCCUCGCUUCCUUGAAGGAACGACUUUUGACGUGCCUCGCUUCCUUGAAGGAACGACUUUUGACGUGCCUCGCUUCCUUGAAGGAACGACUUUUGACGUGCCUCGCUUCCUUGAAGGAACGACUUUUGAGGUGCCUCGCUUCCUUGAAGGAACGACUUUUGACGUGCCUCGCUUCCUUGAAGGAACGACUUUUGACGUGCCUCGCUUCCUUGAAGGAACGACUUUUGACGUUCCUCGCUUCCUUGAAGGAACGACUUUUGACGUGCCUCAAGAGUCGCUUGCUGCCAGACCUGGAGCGACUAAUGAAAGGCAACUGCCGGAACGACUUUUGACGUGCCUCGCUUUUGAAGGAACGACUUUUGACGUGCCUCGCUUCCUUGAAGGAACGACUUUUGACGUGCCUCGCUUCCUUGAAGGAACGACUUUUGACGUGCCUCGCUUCCUUGAAGGAACGACUUUUGACGUGCCUCGCUUCCUUGAAGGAACGACUUUUGACGUGCCUCGCUUCCUUGAAGGAACGACUUUUGACGUGCCUCGCUUCCUUGAAGGAACGACUUUUGACGUUCCUCGCUUCCUUGAAGGAACGACUUUUGACGUGCCUCGCUUCCUUGAAGGAACGACUUUUGACGUGCCUCGCUUCCUUGAAGGAACGACUUUUGACGUGCCUCGCUUCCUUGAAGGAACGACUUUUGACGUGCCUCGCUUCCUUGAAGGAACGACUUUUGACGUGCCUCGCUUCCUUGAAGGAACGACUUUUGAGGUGCCUCGCUUCCUUGAAGGAACGACUUUUGACGUGCCUCGCUUCCUUGAAGGAACGACUUUUGACGUUCCUCGCUUCCUUGAAGGAACGACUUUUGACGUUCCUCGCUUCCUUGAAGGAACGACUUUUGACGUGCCUCGCUUCCUUGAAGGAACGACUUUUGACGUGCCUCGCUUCCUUGAAGGAACGACUUUUGACGUUCCUCGCUUCCUUGAAGGAACGACUUGUGACGUGCCUCGCUUCCUUGAAGGAACGACUUUUGACGUGCCUCGCUUCCUUGAAGGAACGACUUUUGACGUGCCUCGCUUCCUUGAAGGAACGACUUUUGAGGUGCCUCGCUUCCUCGAAGGAACGACUUUUGACGUGCCUCGCUUCCUUGAAGGAACGACUUUUGACGUGCCUCGCUUCCUUGAAGGAACGACUUUUGACGUUCCUCGCUUCCUUGAAGGAACGACUUUUGACGUGCCUCGCUUCCUUGAAGGAACGACUUUUGACGUGCCUCGCUUCCUUGAAGGAACGACUUUUGACGUUCCUCGCUUCCUUGAAGGAAUGACUUUUGACGUGCCUCGCUUCCUUGAAGGAACGACUUUUGACGUGCCUCGCUUCCUUGAAGGAACGACUUUUGACGUGCCUCAAGAGUCGCUUGCUGCCAGACCUGGAGCGACUAAUGAGAGGCAACUGCCGGUGAGUGGAACGACUUUUGAGGUGCCUCGCUUCCUCGAAGGAACGACUUUUGAGGUGCCUCGCUUUCUUGAAGGAACAACCUCGUUCCUUGAAGGCUCGUUCCCUCGCUUGCACUCUUCUCCUCUCUCCUGGUGUGUCUCCCCCCUGCCCCCUUCAGAACCCGGCUCCACUCCCCCCCUUUCCCCCAUCCCUCCCCUCACCCGCGGCUCCAUCUUUGGUGGGGGGAUAAUCCAUCUGGUGUGUCAGACGCCUCUCCAUCUCGCCGUGGCGGAGGGGCACCUCGAGGCGCUCCGCUUUCUCCUGGACUGGAGGGGGCAGUGCGGCGGGGCAGAAGUGAAAGCAGACGUGGAAGCGCGGAACAUGUUCGGCGAGACCCCUGUGCACGUGGCGGCCAAGAGCAGCAACGCGGACGCCAUUGGGCUGCUGCUACGAGCAGGCGCACGGGCGGACGUCGCUGCCACGAACGGUAUGACGCCUGUCCAUCUCGCCGUGUGGGCUGCUGUCCAAUCUACUAGUAGCAACACUGGCAGCGACACUGGGGAGCUCUCCCCCCGACCACUCUCCCCCUGCUCCCCUCGUCCGCUCUCCCCCCUGCCCCUCUCCCCUCGACUGCUUUCCCCGAGCGCCUAUGGUUCGGCCUUCCCCACCUGCCCGCCCCCCACACCAUCGUCGCCCACCAGUUUCGACUCCCUGCCUGCAGCUGCUGCUGCCUCUGCUUCUGGUUCUGCUGCUGCGGACGGGUGUAUGCUCUCCCCGUCUGCUGCUGCUGCUGCUGCUGCUGCUGCUGCUCCUGGUGCUGGUUGUUCUGGUGUAAAUGGUGGUGGUGCUGCUGGUGGAGUGAAGGGUGGUGGCAGCAGGGAGUGUGGUGGGGGAGUGGUGGCGGCUGUGGCAGUACUGCUAGAAGCCAAUGCAGACCCGUGUGCUGUUGAUAAGGACGGCAACACGCCCAUGGCGCUGCUUCCUAGUCGAGCCGCACGGUGCUCUGUGUGCCGGGAGGUGCAGGCACUGCUGCAACGACACAUCAGCAGGCGAACGAGGCUGCAGGCUGAACUGGCGGUGCAUGGAGCAAAGCUGGUAAUGGAUCAGCUAGAAAAGGAGCUAUCCUCGUUAGUAGGCCUCCACUCGUUAAAGCAGCAGCUAAGGACAUGGGGAAAGGGUCUCCUACUGGACCAAAGGCGCCGGGCACUUGGGCUGCCCGUCCCUCCCCGCCGCGCCCCACACAUGGCUUUUCUGGGCAGCCCGGGCACCGGAAAAACAACCGUGGCGCGGGUGCUUGCCCGGAUGCUGGCGCUGGUGGGUGUUUUACCCUUGAAUAAGGUUAUAGAGGUGCAAAGAACGGAUUUAGUUGGGGAAUAUGUGGGGCAUACGGGUCCGAAAACGAGGAGGAAGAUCGAGGAAGCAGAAGGAGGGAUUCUGUUCGUCGAUGAGGCGUAUAGGCUCAUGCCGUGUCAAAGGAGUGAAGAGAAAGACUAUGGGAUAGAGGCUUUGGAGGAGAUUAUGACAGUGAUGGAUUCGGGGAAACUGGUGGUGAUUUUUGCGGGGUAUGCGGAGCCGAUGCAGCGGGUUUUCGAGGCUAAUGAGGGGUUUAAGAGGAGGGUUACUAAGUGUUUUACUUUUGAUGAUUUGAGCCCGAGGGAGAUUGCCAGGGUGAUGCUGCUGAAGAUGGGGUAUGGUCAGACAGGGGAGCAGAGGAGAUUGGGAGGUGCGGAGAAGCCGAGUUGUGAGAAUUCUCGCCCUGAGGAGGAGACGCGGAUUCAGCAGAAGGGGGGUGUGUCUGGGGGACAGAGGGAGCAGACGUAUCUAAGGGGAGAGAUGCAAUGGGGAAGUAGCAAGACUGGGGAGCGAGUGGAGGAGCGAAGGAAGGAGGAGAUGGAGCCACAGGGGAAGCAGCGGGAUGCAGGGGCGGAUGAGAGGAAGGGGGGGGGACAGGGCGAGGAGUGUAGCAGUCUGGGUGGGAGGGGGACGGCAUGUGACUGUAACGAGCGGUGUGGUAACCGCAGCAGCUGUGCGGCUUCGGAUGGCAGCAUCAGGAACGACAGUGAUGGGCCGGCAGGAGGCGGAGGGAGUAUGCCCUGUGUAGCUGAUGGUUCCAUCAAGCAGCAACUGCAAGGAGAGGAAGUGGGGAAAUGGCCGGUUGGAGUGGAGGCGGGUGGAAGAGGAGGGGAUUUUGCGGAUGGAAGCAGUGGCAUUAUUACCAAUGAGAGCGGGAGUGGGAGUGGGAAUGGGAGCGGUGGGAGCAAGGAGGAGAUUGAAGCUGCAGAUGACACGGACAUGUCUCCGCUUACUGGCUUCAGGCUCCACUCCUCAUGUUCAGAAGAGGCAUUGGCAGAGGCGAUCAUAGCACACACGACAGCGAAGCAGCGCAAGGAGAGGAACGGAGGCAUGGCGGUGCCGGUGCUGCUGGAUGCCCGAGACCAUCUGGACCUGCGGCUGCCUCUGGACUGCUGCUGCGAGGACGAGCUGAUGACAAUCCACAUGCACGACAUUGAAGGUGCUUUAGGGAUGCUGCCACCGUGA